GCAGUUUACGGAGAAUGAGAUUGCGGUUCUUAUAAGAUGACACUUUUUAGAAAUAGUAAAUAUUUUAAUCGUAUUAGUCUCAUUGAUGAUGAAUAAUGAAUAAUAAUUUUUAAUUUUCUUAGCGAUUGAAUAAUGUCUAAGUUUAUACAAGCUUCUGGAAAUGAACAGUAACUCAGUUUAGUGCUCGUGUUUGUUGAGUUAGUGGAAAUUACAGUCAUGCAGCAAGAACAUUUGUUUAAGGUUCUUGUAAUCGGAGACUUAGGAGUUGGAAAAACCUCGAUUAUUAAGAGAUAUGUUCAUCAGAUCUUCUCACAGAACUACCGCGCCACCAUCGGCGUCGACUUCGCGCUGAAAGUGCUCAUCUGGGACAAUCACACAGUCAUCCGGCUUCAGCUGUGGGACAUUGCAGGUCAGGAGCGCUAUGGCAAUAUGACACGGGUGUAUUACCGCGAGGCUGUAGGAGCACUGAUAGUAUUUGAUGUGACCAGAGCAUCAACGUUUGAGGCGGUACCAAAGUGGAAAGAUGAUCUGGACACAAAGGUUACCCUCAGCAAUGGCAAACCGGUCCCAGCUGUUCUGUUGGCCAAUAAAUCCGACCAGUCACGGGACGGCCUGUCUACUCAGAUUCCCAAACUUGACACAUUUUGCAAAGAAACCGGAUUUGUAGGCUGGUUUGAAACAUCAGCCAAGGAAAACACCAAUAUUGAAGCAGCAAUCAGGUGCUUGGUGGAAAACAUACUGGCCAAUGAGGAGAACGCUGUCAGUGAGACGGACCCAAACACAGUGACCCUGUCUGGCAACAACAACACCAAAGAUCAUGGCAAAGCUAAAUGCUCUGCAUGUACCAAGUAGUAAGACUGAUGGCGAGGAGGAGCAGGAGAGAGAGAGAGAAGGAGCGUGAGAAAGGGGCACAGAGUUGCUAGCUUCACCCUCAAAAAGCAAUUAAGAUAAGGCACUGCAGUAAAGCAUCAGAAACAAAAAAAAAACACCCUGCUGGUUUAUAUUCCUAUAGCAUUUCAUCUACAGUACAAAUCCAGUAACUGGUAGAGUAUAUGCACAGUCGAAGGCUCUGUGAAGAAAAUUUGUGAUUGUGCAUGCUGGUGGACCAAAUGAUCGAUAGUUAAUCUGUUUAUGCAAUAACAUUUACCUCAUUUUGUGCCAUAAUCUAUAGUUUAGAUAGUUGAGCAGUUAAGGGUUAAGGAAUUAGCUUAUGGAACCAACAGUGACA
Molecule: messenger RNA, 1228 nt
Organism: Clarias gariepinus (North African catfish)
Lineage: Eukaryota; Metazoa; Chordata; Actinopteri; Siluriformes; Clariidae
Gene: rab38c
Product: RAB38c, member of RAS oncogene family
Exons: 3
Coding region: 217-852 (211 amino acids)
Biological process (GO): endosome to lysosome transport; phagosome-lysosome fusion
Cellular component (GO): Golgi apparatus; late endosome; phagocytic vesicle
Molecular function (GO): GTPase activity; GTP binding
Source: RefSeq, a predicted model, not a curated record